CAAGCUCGCAGCCAAGGCGAAAGUACUAUUCACCUCGGUGACACGAUGAUCAUCCAGCGCUUACCUACUACGUGCAACCGGUUGCAAUGGCUGCGGUCGUCUUGGUAUUCGUCAGGUCGUUCAUUUUCAUCGCUGGCGACACCGAACGCCCAAAGGAAGCCUCCCAAAUCUGUGUUGAUCGUCAACAAAACGGGGAGUCAAUCAGUGCUCAACGCCAUCGACAAGCUCCAUAAGUAUUUUGAAGCGAGACAGCCUGAAGUGAAGGUCUUGCACGAAGACGUUCAUGAUGCACCUACUCAUAGGCCUCGAUGGGCGCCAGGUUCUAAUACAGAACCGAUCGAUCUCGUAGUCACGCUCGGCGGAGAUGGGACUAUACUUCACGCAUCGUCUCUGUUCAAGACAGGUGCUGUGCCCCCGGUCCUCAGCUUUUCCAUGGGAACCUUGGGAUUCCUGUUGCCAUUUCAUUUUGAUGAUCAUGUCCAGGCCCUCGACAGAGUCUUCAAUGGGACAUACGGGAUUCUUCAUAGAAUGAGGCUGUCUUGCACGUUUCAUGCAGCACAUGGCACGCACGCCAACCAGAAGGGCGAAGGCUGGCAGGUAAUGAAUGAAGUGACACUUCACCGCAGUGCCCACCCGGGGCUGAAUAUAGUCGACAUAUUCGUGGAUGGCCAACAUUUAACUGAGGCAGUGGCCGACGGGCUCAUAAUAUCAACGCCAACUGGAUCGACGGCCUAUUCUUUGUCUGCUGGAGGCCCCAUUCUGCAUCCUACCAUGGAAGCAAUCAUCUUGACGCCGGUAUGUCCAAGGAGUCUCUCAUUCAGGCCGCUGGUGUUUCCGGCAUCGGCGUCCAUUACGUUACGGAUCAACAACCGUAGUCGUGCGCCUGCGGGGACCUUCAUGGACGGCCAAGAAACGCACAUACUCAAUCCAGGGGAUUCAGUGACGGUCUCUGCAUCUCCGUACCCUAUUCCGUGCAUCAGCAGAUCAUCAAUCGCCGACUGCGGUAUGUCGCCGCCCGGGAACACGCUUGAUAAACCAACAAGCACAGAGGACGACUUCGUGAAGGAUAUCAAUAGCCUUCUCCAGUAUAACGCAACGUUCAGGAGCAAAGCGCUGCUGAAACACGAUCGCUAAUGAGUCGUGUAGUUGCGCUGUAUUUGCGUUCGAACGCUCUCAUGCGCAACUAGCCUUUCAUACUACACGGCUAACCUUAGGGCCGCUGACUCCCCGCUGCCAAACUUGGCACCUGGGCUACCAAGGGUGCCGCACGAAAGCUGCGCGCUGCGCGGGUUCCUGAUACUAGUCUAGAGAUGUCCGAGAACGCGCCAUGCUGUCGUGACUGCUUCCCGUUCCGUACGAUAACCUGCGUGCAUCUUUAAAGUAUCUUCAAAUAGCCGUGUCUUGCCAUAGAAUAC
Messenger RNA from Punctularia strigosozonata HHB-11173 SS5, 1415 nucleotides. Its product is annotated as ATP-NAD kinase. NCBI's taxonomy places the organism in Eukaryota, Fungi, Basidiomycota, Agaricomycetes, Corticiales, Punctulariaceae. Bases 46 to 1134 code for a protein of 362 amino acids. Gene Ontology annotation, molecular function: NAD+ kinase activity. The record is from RefSeq and is a predicted model, not a curated record. Gene Ontology annotation, biological process: NADP+ biosynthetic process; NAD+ metabolic process. The transcript is spliced from 8 exons.